ACGCUCCAUUUCUCGGAGCAUUGAGAGCGCGUCGUCCGUCUUCUCCGGGACCCACGACACAUGUGUUUAUACAAAAGUAUCACCAAAAUCGUGGAUUCUAACUGUCUAGUUGACAUUUGUGUACAAUUUGCUGUUGGAUUUUACCUCUAACCGAAAGGGACAUACAAGAUUCCCUGCAUGAUGUGGCCAUGUCUUGUACUGGUGCUGAUAGCCCAGCUACUUCAGCCUGCGUUCCCACAAACAGCGUCCCGACUGGAGAGCAACCCGUGCACCAAUGCCGCUACGUGUGGAGAGUGCAUCAGAACAUCGGCCGUGUGUGCCUGGUGCGCCUCGGAGGGUUUGGACCAGUCCAUAUCCCGCUGUGACCUACAGGAUCACCUGCUGUCUUCAGGAGCCUGCAAGAAGGAGGACAUCCAAGCCCCAGCCUCCAAUCUUAAUGUCACUAAGGACGAGCCAGUCCAGGGAGGGGACGGCACAGAAGAAGCUGUACAAGUGCAGCCCCAGGCUAUCAACCUCAGGGUUAGACCCAACGAGGCUGUGAAGUUCAAGGUUCAGUUCCGGCAGGCCGAGAACUACCCCGUGGACCUGUACUUCCUGCUGGACAUGUCCCACUCCAUGGUGAAGGAGAAGGACGCCCAGACCAGGCUCAUCAACCUCGGCCUCGCCAUGAAAAAUACUAUGGUUAAGAUCACAAAAGACUUUCGACUGGGCUUUGGAACGUUUGUGGACAAGCUCGCUAUGCCGUAUGUCGCCUGGACGAAGAAGAUGUUAGAAGACAGGUGUCCAUCUGGAGUUCAAUGUCGCCGGCCACAUGACUUCCAAAACCAAAUGGCACUGACGAAAAACAUGACCAUAUUUGCGGAUCGGAUGAGGGAAGCUUUAAGCAUGAUGUCUCAGAGUCUGGACGACCCUGAGGGAGGGAUGGAUGGCAUGAUGCAGGUGCUGUCGUGUGAUGACCCCAUUGGAUGGAGGAAGCGGUCUCGGCGUAUGGUUGUGUACAGUUCCAACUCCUGGUUCCAUCUAGCCGGCGAUGGCAAGCUUGGUGGAGCCGUGGGCAGCAACGAUGGCGAGUGUCACCUGGACACAAAUGGGGAGUACUCAGGCUUUGACACUGUCAUUGACUACCCCAGCGUCAGUCAGCUGGCUAAGAAGGUGAAGGACACGAGAACCAACGUGGUGUUUGCCGUCAUGAACAACGUCUACAACGUUCACCAGAAACUCAGUGGUUUUCUGGAGGGCUCAGCCAUCGACAAACUAGCAGAAGCCUCUGAAAACAUCAUUGAACUUGUCAGAAACAAUUACGACAAACUUAGGUCCAAAAUUGAGUUUAAGCCAGUAAAUGCAGAAAAUAUCCAAGUUACAUUCAAGUCCAAAUGCAACGGGACAAAAACAAGAAUAACGAACGAGUGCACGGGGUUAGAACUGGGGGAAUCCGUGGUGUUCGACGUGGAGGUCAAUGUGUCACCCGAGCUGUGUAAGAAGAAGACACAUACAUUUGACAUCGCUGCCGUCGGUUUGUCUGAGAAGCUGACCGUGAACCUUGACCUUGUGUGUGAGUGUGACUGCGAGAAGCCAGGUCAGGAGCAACCGGCCAGCGACUUGUGUAGCGGUGGUAAUGGAACAUUUGAGUGUGGUCAGUGCACGUGCAACCCAAACCGGUACGGGCGAGUUUGCGAGUGUGACGAGGGCGAGCUGUCCAGUCAGGAGUCCAUCGCCAAGUGUCAGAAAGACCCCAACAGCACCGUGGUGUGUUCCGGCCAUGGCGACUGUGUGUGUGGAGUGUGCGAGUGCUACACCAUCGGGAUCAACACCGCCCGGCGCUACAGCCGCGCAUUCUGCGAGUGCAACGACUACGCCUGUGAUUAUUACGACCUUCAGCUGUGUGGAGGUCCAACUCGCGGUGUGUGCAAGUGCGGUAACUGUCAGUGUUUGCCAGGAUUCAAGGGGGACAACUGUGGUUGCUCAACGAGGAACGACACAUGCGAGGCUGAGAAUGGGGUGAUCUGUAACGGGGAAGGCGAGUGUGUGUGCGGCAAGUGUGAGUGUCAACAGGGGACCAACUACAUCGGGCCGACAUGCUCCGACUGCCCGACUUGUCCCUCGAAAUGCAGUCAAUACAAGUCGUGUGCACAGUGUUUGGGGUUCGGCACAGGGGAAUAUGACUCCGUCAGCUGUACGCGAGAGUGUACGAUGAAAUGGGAGAAGCAGAGUACAGUUGAAGAUCGCCCGCAGGAUGGCAUCAAGAUGUGUCGUUCUAACCUAGAAGAUGGGUGUCUCAUACUCUACAGCUAUGAAUAUAAUGAACAGAACGACAUUGUACUCAAGAUUCAAGAGAAGAAAGAGUGUCCCGAGGAGGUACCGGUCAUGGCCAUCGCCCUGGGCAUCCCUUUCGCCAUCCUCUUCAUAGGCAUCCUUAUCAUCCUCCUCAUCCUCUUCAUCAAAAGGAGGAGAGAAGCCAAGGAAUACGCCGAGUUCCUCAAAGUGUCAAAGAAAGCUAAAUGGGAAUCUGAGAGUAAUCCUAUUUACCGGGACCCUAAGUCAACGUACCAGAACCCCACAUACAAAGCACUCAAAGAAAAGGAAACGCUCCUUGAACAAAAUUAAAGGACCAUUGGAGCCGAGAAAACAAUAUGUUAACAGCUCAGAACAAACACGCCUUGGCAAUGUUGUGCCGUCAGCAGCGAAGUAGUUGUUGGUGUUGAGGGGAAGGUGCUACACAUCCUGGGGAAGAAUGUACGAAACGGGGGGCAAUGGCAAUCACGUCCUUCAUGUGGAGGGACAAACAUGGCCAUUAGUCCGAGAAGAGUGACAAUCUAGAGGGACCAGUUGUUUUCUCCCGAAAGUUAUUUCACAUAAUUCAGAAGUCCGAGAUGAGCGGUCAACAAAUGGACUCUAUGCCCCCGCAACUACCCCCGAUGUAUCACCACACUCGACUUUGUCUCGGGCACCUUCUUUGAAGACAUUAUUUCACUAAAACGUUACAAGCCCGUCUUCAUUACACGCACAAACUCUAACGCACCACGUAAUACAACCCUUGAAAUAUUCCAAAAUAUGAUCACACAAACCACACAAUAGGGCCUCUUACAUACUACACAAUAAAACCCCUUACAUACCACACAAUAGGGCCCCUUAUAUUCUACACAAGAAAGCCCAUUACAUGCCACAAAAUAGAGCCCCUUAUAUGCCACACAAUAGAGCCCCUUACUAGCCACACAGUAGGGCCCCUUACAUUCUACACACGAAAGCCCAUUACAUGCCACAAAAUGGAGCCCCUUACAUGCCACACAAUAGAGCCCCUUACAUGCCAUGCAAUCGAGCCCCUUACAUGCCACACAAUAGAGCCCCUUACAUGCCAUGCAAUCGAGCCCCUUACAUACUACACACAAAGCCCCUUACAUGCCAGAUAAUAUAUCCCAUUACAUACUACAAAAACAAAGCCCCUUACAUGCCGCACUAUAGAGCCCCUUACAUACUACACACAAAGCCCCUUACAUGCCAGAUAAUAUAUCCCAUUACAUACUACAAAAACAAAGCCCCUUACAUGCCGCACUAUAGAGCCCCUUACAUACUACACACAAAGCCCCUUACAUGCCAGAUAAUAUAUCCCAUUACAUACUACAAAAACAAAGCCCCUUACAUGCCGCACUAUAGAGCCCCUUACAUACUACACACAAAGCCCCUUUCAUGCCAGACAACAGAGUCCCUUACAUACUUCACAAGAAAGCCCCUUAUAUGCCACAUAACAUAACCUCACAUAACACACAAUACAACUCCUCACAUACAACACAGCACACGUUAGUGGGUGAAUGUUUUUCAACGCCACAGACAGCAAUAUUUUAGCUAUAUCAAGGUGGUCAGAAUGUAAUCGAGUCACUACCAGACCCACCAUUUGGUGAGAGCGUGGUCGGAGUACAAUGACAAGCAAUCAAUCAGCCAAGUCACCAAGCUUUACCACCCAUUCCUUAUUUAUGUUGGCUCUUGUGACAAGCUUGAUGUAUUAGGGACCCCGAAUCGAUCUAGCGCCCCUCAACUACCGAUCAACACAACACAUAAUUUCACAAUACAACUUAACCUCAACCAAACCACACAACAAACUCUCACAACACAACACAACAAAACCCAUAUCAACCCACACAGUUGACACUCACAUACUGACACCAUAUUCCAAAUGUACCCCAAAUCCUGAAUUCAAAACAUUCCCCUCUGAUUUGUUAUAAUGUAACCUAGUAACCAUAGUCUGCAUGUUGAAUGACUAAGGAUCAAGAUGUGCAUAUACUUGCAUGUGUUUGAGUCUGUCCGUGUAACGAUCCUGUAUUGUCUGUGAUACAUGCUCCACACUCGGGAGCGUGCAGAUAGUGUAGGACAUUACGUUGUACUGACACUUUGCCAAAGUAGCUCUUUCACCGCAUGUGACAUUCACACCAAUGUUUAUUUGUCUGUUCAGAUUCACCCUUUGUUCGUCAUAGUGUGUGCGCCCAUGUCUGUAAGUGGGCCUCUGUGGUAGACACAGGGUCAUGUCUGUAAGUUGGGCCUCUGUGGUAGACACAGGGCCAUGUGUGUAAGUGGGACUCUGUGGUAGACAUAGGGCCAUGUCUGUAAGUGGGCCUCUGUGGUAGACACAGGGACGUGUGUGUAAGUGGGCCUCUGUGGUAGACACAGGGUCAUGUCUGUAAGUUGGGCCUCUGUGGUAGACACAGGGCCAUGUCUGUAAGUGGGCCUCUGUGGUAGACACAGGGUCAUGUCUGUAAGUUGGGCCUCUGUGGUAGACACGGGGCCAUGUCUGUAAGUGGGCCUCUGUGGUAGACACGGGGCCAUGUGUGUAAGUUGGGCCUCUGUGGUAGACACAGGGCCAUGUCUGUAAGUUGGGCCUCUGUGGUAGACACAGGAUCAUGUGUGUAAGACAUAGGGCCAUGUCUGUAAGUUGGGCCUCUGUGGUAGACACAGGGCCAUGUGCGUAAGUGGGACUCUGUGGUAGACACAGGGCCAUGUGUGUAAGUUGGGCCUUUCUGGUAGACACAGGGUCAUGUCUGUAAGUUGGGCCUCUGUGGUAGACACAGGAUCAUGUGUGUAAGAGGGUCUCUGUGGUAGACACCGGGCCAUGUCUGUAAGUGGGCCUCUGUGGUAGACACAGGGUCAUGUCUGUAAGUUGGGCCUCUGUUGUAGACACAGGGUCAUGUCUGUAAGUUGGGCCUCUGUGGUAGACAUAGGGCCAUGUCUGUAAGUUGGGCCUCUGUGGUAGACACAGGGCCAUGUCUGUAAGUUGGGCCUCUGUGGUAGACACGGGGCCAUGUCUGUAAGUGGGGUCUCUGUUGUAGACACAGGGCCAUAUCUGUAAGUCGGGCCUCUGUGGUAGACACAGGGCCAUGUCUGUAAGUUGGACCUCUGUGGUAGACACAGGGCCAUGUGUGCCAGUAAGAACACAUAAUGACAGUCUUGUGAUACUUAAUGUACUCGUCACGUACUGCACUUGUCACCAUGCGCAAUUUACUGUACUUGUCACGUGGUCACCUUGUGGCACUUACUGUACUCGUCACGCGAUCAUCUUGUGCCAGUUACAGUACCAAAUAUCAUCAUAUCCUUCUUGUCAGUUCGCCAUGUAGUGACGUCACAACUUUAAGGUAUUACCACAACGCAUGUCUGUUCGGUUCAGAAAAUUUAAAUAUCGCAGAAAAGAAUAUAUAAUUCCAUCAAUACAACAACCGUAUAUCUGAAUAUAUAUUUAAACCAAGUCAGUAUUGUCCAGCAGGAUAUGACUGCAUAUUUCACAUGAAGCUAAAUCCCAUAAAAAUCAGAUCUUAGUUCUCGUACGGACCUGUGCACCCGGUGACAUUGGUCCGUGGUUCUCGCUACCGCUUAACAAAGAUUCAACAUUCAAUUACGUGUCAUCCGACCAAUCGGAUCGUCGCCUACCAGAUCAGGAAAGUGACAGUCGGAAUGUGUUUUCUUAUCAUGCAACCUCAAAAAGGUUACCACUGGGUAUUCCGAACGACAAUCACGGCCUGUACGGCUUAUUCCGCCAAAAUCAUCGUCUUUCUCUCGCUCCAAUUGGAUAAGCAUUUGAACGUCCCGUGCGAAGUACUGCCACGCAAUCUUGACGAUAUAAUAAACAUUAGAGAAAGUUCUUUAGUUCAGUUUUCAGAUUUUGAAUAGUGUCAAAAUAGUUUUCAAGCGUAGUCUGAAAUGGAGUCGCCAUAGUCUAGUAUGGCUCGAGAAGCAGCUUUCUGAUUCGCUAAUGUGGACUUCUUGUCAGUCAUUUCAUUAGUCUGUCAAAGUUCGCGCUUGGUCGUACUGAAGUGACCAAUAAUUGGGCGUCAUCAGCUCUCUGUUUGCCGGAAGCAAGAACUAGAUCUGAUUUUAAUGAUAUUACUUGAAGCUGCUCUACACUGCCGGAUUCCACUGUCUACAUGGUGCCGCAGAAGGAACCUGCCAGUCCUUAGUUAAUGGUGCUUUUUUUAGAUCCACAAUCCAAAUUAGGAACAACGCUAGGUUAGAGCUUGUGUAAGCAUAAUAUCACAUAAUGUAUGCAUAAUAUCAUAUAUCAUAUAUCCUGUGUAAAAGGUCCUAGUGUUUACAUGUGGGUGUGUUAGUGUUGUUAUACGCCGCAAUGGGAGCUAUAUCACGGCAGGAUACACAAGGGAUGAGGUGUGGGGGCAGGAAUGGUAACUUUUUCUUCACGACAUUUAAUGAAAUGAAAUUAAUUUUUGCAGCCAACAAUAAUUGUUUUGGUGAUAGAUAUGUGGCAAAAUGAUCUUCUACCGGCCUUGAAAUUAAAGGGAACAUGGACAGCCAAGAUGACGCAAUUCGAUCUGUCAUGGGUUCGUCUAUGGUUUCGUGGACCAUACCUGAUCUCACCAGCGUAUCAACUUUAAACUUUAUAUGACCCCAUCGUUUUAAGUUUCCCUGAACAGAAAAGUGUCCACCCGUGAAAAGACAUUAGUAAAUGUGGCCAGAGACCCGAGUUGACCUACCAGUUAUGCAUAUAUUAAAUAUUAGAUUUCAUUUAUAUAUAGUUUUCAUAGGACGAGUAUUUGUGACCAGACUCCGUUCAUGUGAACCCUUUAUCACCCCCAAAGUCUGUGUUGAAACACAUAGGUUGUGAACAGUUGUUAUAAAUGUUGCUCAUCAUCGUGCCUGGUUAUUUCGAACAAUAUAUUAGCACUGCCUGGUUUGGGCCGUUUCAAAACCAGCUUUAAUAUUGACUUGAGAUUGUUACGAUUGUGCGGAUUUUAAGAUACGAGUCUGGUGACAGUAAAUAUAGAGUUAUGAUGAAACCAUAUUGUUGAUGAUCUACUAUAGAUGCACUGACAAUAAUUUAAACUUGUGUUUGCGAUCAUCGAUCCCAGAUGGUUUUCCUACAGCCACCAAAGCAGGAUGGAAGAUUAAUUACAUGCAUUUACAGUCGUGGGUUUGUGCUGCCUGUCCAUAACUGCAGAUAUACGCAUCAAUACUGAAUUGUUUUACAUACUGUAUAUCAACAUAUGUUUAUACCAUUAAAGGCAGCUUUUACACAA
Molecule: messenger RNA, 7511 nt
Organism: Haliotis rufescens (red abalone)
Lineage: Eukaryota; Metazoa; Mollusca; Gastropoda; Lepetellida; Haliotidae
Product: integrin beta-PS-like
Exons: 23
Coding region: 178-2604 (808 amino acids)
Biological process (GO): cell adhesion mediated by integrin; cell migration; cell-matrix adhesion
Cellular component (GO): focal adhesion; cell surface; integrin complex
Molecular function (GO): integrin binding
Source: RefSeq, a predicted model, not a curated record